AUGUCUGAUGACAUACCACCUCUGAUACCAGAAACUCCACCUCCCAUGACCAAAUUAGACUGGGAAGAUGAUGAGGAUUUUAUGGACUAUCCGCAUUUGGCCUUAGAACUGCCGUCCGAGUCUAGUUUAAGUCCAGAUGGUGGGUGGAAUCCUAUUGACGAAUUAUCACUUCCUUAUGAUGGCGAUGUCGUUCAUGAAACAGCGGUUUGUAUUGAAGCAAACACCAAUGAAAGUUUGUCGAAUCAGCCGUCAAGUAUUGCAAAGAAUGUCCUAUCUAUGGAAUCAUCAUUAUCUGAACAAGAGCCUAGUUUACAUCAAAACAACUUAUCCAUAUGGAAAGAUAAAAAAGAUGUGCCUUGGGAAAAUAUAAAGAAAUUAACGUCCAAUGACAGUUGUGAUAAUGUCAAUGAAAUAGACUGUAAUACAGAGAUCAAACACAAUGAAUCCUCUGAAAAUGUAAUAGAUAAUAAUAGGAAAAUAAUUAAUGAUGACUUGACUUUAACUUCUGAACAAUAUAUUUGUGACUUAGCAAAUGAAAAAAAUAAUAUAAUACCAAAACAUUUACCAAAUUUAGUACUUCAAUUAAAUAACUAUGAAGUAUAUGAAAAUAAUGAGAUUUAUCAAUCUAAAACCAAUGCUAAUAAUGAAAAAUCAACUGGCCAAAAUAUCUUGAUUAAUGGUCAUUUAGAAUGUGUAGAUAUUGAAGAAUCAUCCAAUCAUACCAACUGUGUUCAAAAUGUUUUAUUAGACAAUUUAAAAAAUGAAGUAAGUGAUACUGAUACGCCUAAUGGUAUGUAUGCAAUGUUAGUUGAUAAUUUAUCAAUUAAUAAUAAUAAUAAUAUUAUGAUUAAAAAUGAUCAAGAAGAGUAUACAGAGUUCUGUGAUUUUGAAACUGAUUUGCCUCAUUCUUUAAAUGUGCCUUUACCAAACAGAACAUCACAAGAACAUCACAAAAUUAUUGAAGAUCCUCAAACUGUUGAUCAACAUGAUUUUGAUAAAAUACCUUUAACACAGUUUAAUGACGAACACUGUAAAAUAUUGAAAAAUAUUUCUAUAUUAGUGGAGAAUAAAAUAGAACAAAAUGUAGAAUCAAUUAAUUCUAAUUGUUCAACAUUUCAAUGUAAUGAAAUUAAUGUUGAGCAUAAUUCAGAUUCUGAAUUUGAUGAAUUUUCUGACUUUCAUGUAUUUCCAACUUCAACUACCAAAAAAAAAUCAAUAUGUGAUACAAAUUAUGAUGAUGAUUUCUGUACAUAUGAAACUUGCAGACAAGAUUUUAAUGACACAGUAGAGUUAAAACAUUCCAAUGUUGAACAAGUGAAAUGUGUAAUCAGUAAUGAUUCAAUAUUGAAAUCUGAGAACCAAAAUAGUAUAAUUGACAAUGAUGAUGAUGAUGAUGAUAAUGAAAAUUUCUGUGAUUUUGAAUCUGGUUACACUACAACUGGUCUUCAUACAAGUGAACAAGUUAUAGAUUUAAAACAAAGUUAUGCAAUAUUAGAUUCAGAAUCCCGCGUUCAACUUGAUUAUAAACAAUUUUGUAAGGACGCUUUUCAAGGAGAUUAUGAGUUAUGUGAGGAAGCUGAUUUGCAAAACUUAGAUAAUGAGUUAAAUGAGUCUCAAGUUUGGCAGAGUUUAAAAGAUGUAGACUCAAGUCCAGCCCUCAACUAUAAUUGGACCAAAUCGGAAUCAAAUAAUGUUUUUCUUGCUUCACUCUCGAUUGAUUCUAGGAACAUAUUGUAUGGUGCUUCUUGGAACCCAAAAGUCCCUAGAUUCGCCGCAAAUAUGUCUAACAAUCCAUUGGAACCAUUAAAAGCUUCUAACAAUGACACAACUGAUACAAAAAUAUCGCAAUCUUUUUCCAAUGGUCCAAUGCAGGAUACAGUACCGGACCCUGAAUUCGACUGGAAAAGCAGUGGUUUAAUAAAUCCAUUGGACUGUAAUCAUACGUCGCUACUCGAUCUUGAACUCCUUGAUACACUUGCACCAUGCUGUACAAAUGCUCUUCAGCCUCAAACAUGGAAAACAUCUGAGGUUGUGAAAGAAGAAGACACAGCCUUCCAAAGUAGUCCUGAAAGUAUAGAUGUGUUCGAUGAGUUUUUCAGUGCAUCACUACCGUCAUCAUCAGACAAUCAAUCAAUAGACACCAUUGAAAGUCCAAGUUCUCUCAUAGCAACAGUGAGUCAUGAAGCACAAAGAAUUUUGGAUAAUUUGCCUGAUUUCAAGGUAUUGCAAAAACCUUAUUUAGUAAUAUUAGAAAAAGAAAACAAUUUAUUUCUGAAUUAA
Macrosiphum euphorbiae (potato aphid) is the source of this 2280-nucleotide messenger RNA. The record is from the annotation of a GenBank genome assembly. NCBI's taxonomy places the organism in Eukaryota, Metazoa, Arthropoda, Insecta, Hemiptera, Aphididae.